Oncorhynchus keta (chum salmon) is the source of this 4227-nucleotide messenger RNA. RefSeq names its product zinc finger protein 883-like. The record is from RefSeq and is a predicted model, not a curated record. The coding region runs from base 138 to 1679 and encodes 513 amino acids. Lineage: Eukaryota; Metazoa; Chordata; Actinopteri; Salmoniformes; Salmonidae. The transcript is spliced from 2 exons.
UUGAAUAAAGUCUGAGGCCAGUAACAUCAAGUGAGGACAAACCCAGCCUAAUCUCUCCUUCCACACUGAGUCCAAACCUACAGUCACUGGGUCCUGAUUGUGACAGUGGAGCCCAGUUUGCACUGCAGGAUCCAGAGAUGGCAUCAGUGAAGCUGGAAGACUGUAGUCAAACACUGGAGCUGAACGUCAACAUUAAAAAUGAAGAAGAGGGGGAGAAGAUUGGGACAUCUGUUUCUCAUGGAAACCAUGUUGAGACAUUCUCUACAUCCGGAGAGCAGCUGGAAGAUCGCAGAGCUAAGAGAUUUCACCAUUGCCCACAUUGUGAGAAGAUUGUGCCAUUUAUAUCAAAGCUAAAAAUACACCUAAAAAUACACACAGGAAAUCAUCUGUAUUCCUGCACUGACUGUGGGAAGAGCUUCACCACAUCAACUAAGCUAAAAGUUCAUCAGAGAACACACACGAGAGAGAAGCCUUAUUCCUGCUCUGACUGUGGGAAGAGUUUCUCCCGAUUGGAUAAUUUAAACACACAUGAACGUAUACAUACAGGAGAGAAGCCUUAUGUCUGCUCUGACUGUGUAAAAUGCUUUAAAACAACAGCUGAGCUAAAAGUUCAUCAGAGAACACACACAGGAGAGAAGCCUUACUUAUGCUCUGACUGUGGGAAGGGUUUCUCUCGACUGGGCCACUUAAAAAUACAUGAACGUAUGCAUACAGGAGAGAAACCUUACCCCUGCUCCAAUUGUAUAAAAUGCUUCACAACAUCAACUGAGCUAAAUGUUCAUCAGAUAACACACACAGGAGAGAAGCCUUACUUCUGCUAUGACUGUGGGGCAAGUUUCUCUCGUCUGGGCAACUUGAAACUACAUAAACGUGUGCAUACAGGAGAGAAGCCUUACACCUGCUCUAAUUGUAUAAAAUGCUUCACAACAUCAACUGAUCUAAAAGUUCAUCAGAGAACACACACAGGAGAGAAGCCUUACUUAUGCUAUGACUGUGGGGCGAGUUUCUCUCGACUGGACCAUAUAAAACUACAUGAGCGUGUACAUACAGGAGAGAAGCCUUACAUCUGCUCUGACUGUGGAAAAUGUUUUAAAACAACAGCUGAGCUAAAAGGUCACCAGAGAACACACACAGGAGAGAAACCGUACUCCUGCUCUGACUGUGGGAAGAGUUUCUCUCAACUGGGCCAGUUCAAAAUACAUGAACGUAAACAUACAGGACAGAAGCCUUACUCCUGCUUUUAUUGUGUAAAAUGCUUCACAACAUCAACUGAGCUAAAAGUUCAUCAGAGAACACACACAGGAGAGAAACCUUACUCCUGCUCUGACUGUAGGAAGAGUUUCUCUCAACCGAGCCACUUAAAAAGACACCAAGGUAUACAUAAAGGAGAGAAGCCUUCCUACUGCUCUGAUGACGGAAAAUAUUUGAAAUCAUCAGCGGAGCUAAAAGGUCAUCAGAGAUCACACACAAGAGAGAAACCUUACUUCUGCUCUUACUGUGGCAAGAGUUUCUCCCGAUUGGGAAAUGUGAAAAUACACCAACGGAUACACACUGGAGAGAAGCCUUAUCACUGCACUGACUGUGAGAAGAGAUUCUCUCAACAGAGCAAUUUAACAAGACACCAAAAUAUACAUAAAGGAGAGAAGCCUCAUCAGUUCUCUCAGACCAGCGAAGAUUAGAUACUCCACUUAAUUAUCAUGUCAUUAAAUAAUUGGCAAUGUUGAAUUGGAUCAAAUGAAGAAAGCGUAGAGCACUUGAAAUCCUAUUUUAUCACUGUGAGAGAACUGUGCAGAGGAAAGGGAGCGUUAUAGAAUGUUAGCCUCUCUGUACUUUACUGAUCAGUGUGCACCUUGUCAGUUCUGGUGUGUUUUGUUCACUUCUACUGUAAAGAUAUUGAGAUGAUCUUGGAUUUGCCCUUAGGGUUGUGACUGGAUGGUACUGCUUCCCUCUGCAGUUUUCUGUGGGAAUGAGCUGGUAGACAACAUGCACUGAGUGUACAAAACAUUAAGGACGCCUGCUCUUUCCAUGACAGACUGACCAGGUGAACCCAGGUGAAAGCUAUCAUCCUUAAUGCUGUUUAUUUAUUAUGGAUCCCCAUUAGCUUUCAGCAGAAAACAUGAAACUGCAGUUGGAGUGGGCUAAGAAUUGAAAAGACUGGACACUGGAGGAUUUGAAAAUCUUUGCCUGGUCUGAUGAAUCCCUGUUCCUGCUGUUUCAUGCUGAUGGUAGGACUAGGGUAUGGAAAAAAACAUCAUUCCAUGCAUUAAUGCUGUGUGUCAGCAUUGCAGGCUGGUGGUGGUUGUGUGAUGGUUUGUUUUCAUGCAUCGGAACAUUCAGUCUGCAGCUGUUUAAAGACUUUAGUCAAGUAAAUUCGACCGAGAACCAACUUGUGUACCUUUUUGAAGGAUCCAGUCUAACGAAGACGAGAGGGGAAGAACAUUUCCCUCUCACCACUGUGUGGUACUCGGAUGUAUCCAUUCUAACAAACACUUUCAGAACAAAGAAGCCUACUACAACUACUAAGGACAUGGUGACCUCAGAGACUCUCUGUCUAACUAUUUGUCACAGACUGAUCGGGUGAUUUCAACAGAGAGAGACGACAAAGACAUACAAACGUAAAUGACCGUAUUAUUAAACUGUAUGUACGAUAGCUGAAUUCCUUUGCAUCUUCUUCUCUUGCCCCCCCCCCCUCCUCUUUCAUUGUGUAACAAGCCGUCAUAUCGGAUUAACAUUUCAUUGCAUCAUGUUAGUAAUCAAUGUAUAAUCGAUCCUGUGUGUUUGUGUUUCUGUGUGAUUAUUUAGUUAGUUAGUAAAUAAAUAAUUAAGCUCAUUUGUGUAUCACUAAUUCAUCGUCUAGACUAGGGUUCGUGCAGAUAUCCAAGAAUUUUGCAACGUUCAGAAUGUGACUGAUAUGAAGUAAAAAUACAUGAAUAAGUGUCUUAUCUAAACGGAGCAAAAAAAGAAACAUCCCUUUUUCAGGACUCUGUCUUUCAAAGAUAAUUCGUAAAAAUCCAAAUAACUUCACAGAUCUUCAUUGUAAAGGGUUUAAACACUGUUUCCCAGGCCUGUUCAAUCAACCAUAAACAAUUAUGAAGGUGCAUCCCUUCAUGGCGGCAGUGUAUCCAUCUGGUAAUAGAUUUCUACAGCAGGAUUAUGCCACAAGGCUUGUCCAGGAAUGGUUCCAAGAACAUGACAGUGAAUUCAGUUUACUGCAGUGGCCUGACGAGUCACCAGAUCUCAAUCCAAUUGUUCAUCUGUGGGAGGAGAUGGAACGAGCUGAUGAUGAUCAGUUUUCAGCAUUAGUUUGGGUGGAUUAUUUUAUAUUACUAUAUAACUUUUGUUUAAUGAUAAACAGGCUAUGAAUCGACUACUUGUAUUUAUUACAUUGUCUUUUAAUACUAGAUUCAUUAUUUUAGUCAUUGAUGAUGAAUGUAUUUGAAUAACUGUAUUGAAGUUAAUUGAUCUGGCGGCAGGUAGCCUAGUGGUUAAGAGUGUUGGGCCAGUAACUGAAAGGUCGCUGGUUUGAAUCCCGAGCCGACAAGGUGAAAAAUAUGUAAUUGGGCCCUUGAGCAAGGCAAUUGACCCUUAUUUGUCCUGUAAGUCACUCUUAUCCAGAGAUCUGCUAAAUGACACAAAUGUAAUGAAACAUUUUUGUACAUGAUUUUAUGCUGGGCAACCUCUUCUUCUCUUGUGUAUAAUUACAUGUGUAUAAUGAAGUGAAAUACUGUAUAUACAAUACACAACAUUACUGCUUUGUUGACCCUGUCCCUGUGGCCAGGGUCAGAGUAAGCACAUUUUUCACCCCCUCUCCUACAAUUUUUUAAAAAGAGAGGCUGCCUGGAUCUUUAAUUUAAAGACCGUUGCUCUCUUCGGUCUCAAUGUAUACUUUGAUCUGAAGCCUUUCUUGUGAUUGUGCUAUUCAUUGUAAAUGUUUGUAGGCCUAUGUAGCAAAAUUGUAUCUGUGAUCGUAUGCUCUCAUUCAUGUUUUUGAUAGGUUAGCCAGCACCUCGCCUAAACUUAAAUCUUAAAAGGGGUGAAAUAUUUUUUUGUCCUACCAACCUACAGUACCUACAAUACAUUUUCAAAGUGUAAGAAAUUUGUAAAAAAACAGAUUUAAUCUAUUUCCCCACCCCAUGAAACAGUUCUACAGCAACUUGACAUGUGUGUUGUGGCUUGUAACUAGCUAGCCAUUUAAGAGAUGGUUUGAAUCCUAAUCAACCCAUCCAA